Molecule: messenger RNA, 6790 nt
Organism: Periconia digitata
Lineage: Eukaryota; Fungi; Ascomycota; Dothideomycetes; Pleosporales; Periconiaceae
Source: the annotation of a GenBank genome assembly
CAUUGCAGAUAGCGAUGAUGCUAACCCCCGCGUCAUGUUGGCCGAUGGUCCAAUGGCGAGGCGUUGACGCCGCACGGCGAGUCCAAACAAGUCCAGACUACUGCACGCAUUCGCAUCCUGCACAUGGGUUAUUGGCCCCGGAUUUGCGCCUCGUCGAGUUCUGGCUGGCGAUAAGAACCAUCUGCAGACAGUUUGAACUGGACGAAUAUGGGGAACUCUCUCUGCGUUGUGGGGUAUUCGACGAUGCGAUGAUUGAUUCUAUUUACAUGGCAGGCAGGGCCGUUCACUUGAUAUCCGUUGCCAGAGGAGAGAGUUAUACAGCAGUAGAUAUUACACUCCCUCCUCCUACAGGGUCUAGUAUAUAGUAUGGACGUCUCCACGAUGCAACUUAGUAUGUCAUCUGCAUCUCUCUAGAACGAUUCGUUACCUUCGAAAAGAGGCGUAUUACACCGCAGGCCUUCUCGUACACACACUGCAUCAAGACUUGCUCCAAUCAUGUUCACAUGGAGGGCGGCCCCAUUGAACUGUCUGUCUGUCUAUGAGGCAUAUAUAUAUAUAUUCACGAAGCCACUCCAAACUCAAGUUAAAUCCCUCAAGUGGAUCAUUACAAACGAGAAACUGUUCCGAAAAACACCUCAUAAACCUGCAAUACACCACCUACAGCAUAUUCCGUCCAACAACCAUUGUGCACACGGCAGAGCUUCAGUUUCACCGCUUGCCUUGGAAGUUGACAUGUGAAGCCUUCCCGAUAUGGGUUAGCGUUGGAGCAAAAAAUAUACACCACUUACCCCUCAAACUGUAUAGCAGAAAAUCCAAACCAUGGCAGAGACUCGAAGGCAAUCAGACAAUGGAAAUAUUAGCAGCGCCUCAACACUGCAGACAGCUUCACCGACAUCUCGACAGCUGAAGCGACCUUGGCAUUCACCCAUUGAUCAAUCACGGUCUGAUCUCUGUAUGCACAAUAACACCCUUUCACUGCAGCGUUGAGCCUCAACGACCAAUGACGAUGCAACCAACCAAACAACCCCGCCAACCUAGUUAGCCCCGCUCGCCCAUCCUGCAGGUGCCCUCGAUCGCGCCCGGAGGGAAAAAAAUUGAAGGCUGAAAAAAAAAAAGAGAAAACCUUUCACGCACCAUUUCUCCUCCUCCUCCUCCUCCCUCACCACCCUCCCCCCUCUUCAUCAUUCAUUAGCCCGGCAGCCUCGUCUCUUCUGGCUUCUGAAGCCUCGGAGCUGUCAAUCGCACUCCAACUCUACCCGUCAUGGCCCACCACAGCGACGAGAGCCAUAACAUGGCUCUGGAGCUCCAGGAUGGCUACGUCUGCUUCGGCCAGAGCUUCGGUGCUGACAAGAGCAUUGCUGGUGAAUUGGUCUUCCAGACGGGCAUGGUGGGCUACCCCGAGUCCAUCACUGACCCCUCCUACCGCGGCCAGAUUCUCGUCGUCACAUUCCCCCUCGUCGGCAACUAUGGUGUGCCCUCUCGCGACGAGAUGGACAGCCUGCUCAAGGACGUGCCCGCCUACUUCGAGUCCAGAGAGAUCCACAUCGCUGGUCUCGUCGUGGCAGCGUACGCCGGAGAGGAAUUCUCACACUACCUUGCCACCUCGUCCUUGGGCACAUGGUUGAAGGAGCAAGGUGUUCCAGCCAUUACCGGUGUGGACACGCGAGCACUUACCAAACGCAUCCGAGAGGAGGGAAGCAUGCUGGGACGUCUGCUUAAGCGAACUGCACCCUCCCCCAUCUCCACCUCCCUCACCGAAGGCGCUGUCAACACACAAGAGCUGGCUGAAGAAGUCGAGGAGAUCGAUUGGAGAAAGGAAUUCGAGGCCCUUGAAUGGGAAGACCCCAACAAAAAGAACCUUGUGGCUGAAGUGUCGAUCAAGGAGCCCAAAAUCUACUCCCCCGACCCUUCGAAUGCUCUCAAGCACCCCUCGGGCCGUCCCGUACGUGUCUUGUGCGUUGAUGUCGGUCUCAAGUUCAACCAACUGCGCUGCCUUGUAAAGAGGGGAGUCGAAGUCCAGAUAGUACCCUGGGACUAUGACUUCCCUAAGCUCGCCGGCAAAGAAUAUGACGGUCUCUUCAUUUCGAAUGGUCCCGGUGAUCCUGCCAUGAUGGAACCUACAGUGCGACACAUCAAGGCAGCCAUGGACGAGGCACGAACACCCAUCUUCGGCAUUUGCUUGGGACACCAGCUUCUUGCACGAGCCGCUGGUGCCCAGACACUCAAGAUGAAGUUCGGUAACCGCGGCCACAACAUUCCCUGCACAAGUUUGCUCUCGGGCAAGUGCCACAUUACAUCACAAAAUCACGGUUAUGCGGUCGACUCCAAGACACUGCCAACCGGCUGGGAAGAGCUAUUCGUGAAUGCAAACGAUGGCAGCAACGAGGGUAUUCGCCACGUCAAGAGGCCCUACUUCAGUGUUCAAUUCCAUCCCGAGCACACUCCCGGCCCCCGCGAUACCGAGUAUCUCUUCGAUGUCUUCAUCAGCACCAUUCAGAAAUCAAUCAAAUCUUCUGAUAUGCUCUCGAAGCCCGUCGAGUUCCCCGGUGGCAAUGCCGAGGAGAACAAGAAGCUCGCGCCUCGUGUCAACGUCAAGAAAGUUCUCGUUCUUGGAAGUGGUGGUCUUAGCAUCGGCCAGGCCGGAGAAUUCGAUUACUCUGGCAGCCAAGCUAUCAAGGCUCUCAAAGAGGAAGGCAUCUACACCGUCUUGAUUAACCCAAACAUCGCUACUAUUCAGACUUCGAAGGGUCUUGCCGAUAAGGUGUACUUCCUCCCUGUCACUGCCGACUUCGUUCGCAAGGUCAUUAAAGCUGAACGACCAGACGGUAUCUAUGUCACGUUUGGUGGCCAAACUGCUCUGCAGGUCGGAAUCGCCCUCAAGGAUGAAUUCGAAGGCCUUGGCGUCAAAGUGUUGGGUACUCCCAUUGACACCAUCAUCACCACUGAAGAUCGUGAGCUAUUCGCUCGCAGCAUGGAGUCAAUUGGAGAAAAGUGUGCCAAAUCAGCUUCUGCCAACAAUAUCAAGGAAGCCAUGGAAGUAGUCAAAGACAUUGGCUUCCCUGUCAUUGUUCGAGCUGCUUACGCGCUUGGUGGUCUCGGUAGUGGUUUUGCUGAGAAUGAGACUCAACUGCUUGACCUUUGCGAGAAGGCAUUUGCCGCCAGUCCCCAGGUUCUCAUAGAACGAAGCAUGAAGGGCUGGAAAGAGAUCGAGUACGAAGUGGUACGAGACUCUCAGGACAACUGCAUUACUGUUUGCAACAUGGAAAACUUCGAUCCGCUGGGCAUUCAUACCGGUGAUUCAAUCGUUGUUGCACCUUCGCAGACAUUGUCGGAUGAAGACUACAACAUGUUGCGGACUACUGCUGUCAACGUUAUUCGUCAUCUCGGUGUGGUCGGUGAGUGCAACAUUCAAUACGCGCUCAACCCUUUCUCCCGAGAGUACUGCAUUAUCGAAGUGAACGCUCGUCUCUCUCGUUCAUCCGCCCUUGCCUCCAAGGCAACUGGCUACCCACUCGCUUUCGUCGCUGCCAAAUUGGGCUUGAACAUCCCCCUCAAUGAAGUCUCCAACUCUGUUACGCGUGUCACUUGCGCUUGCUUCGAGCCAUCCCUUGAUUACGUCGUCGUCAAGAUUCCACGAUGGGACUUGAAGAAGUUUAUGCGCGUCUCCACUCUACUCGGUUCUUCGAUGAAGAGUGUCGGAGAAGUGAUGAGCAUCGGCAGGACGUUCGAAGAAGCCAUGCAGAAGGCCAUCCGCGCCAUUGAUCCUAAUAACCUGGGUUUCAACGAAACUGCUGCAUUGAUGCAAAUCGAUGAAGAGUUGCAGACUCCAUCUGAUCAACGAUUGUUCGCCAUUGCCAAUGCUAUGAAGGCCGGGUACAGUGUGGACAAGAUCUGGGAGAUGACCAAGAUCGACAAGUGGUUCCUGAGCCGUCUCAAAGACCUCAGCAACUUCGAGAAAGAUAUGUCCAAGUUCACCACAGCAAGCAUUACGAAGCCAUUGCUUCGACGUGCAAAACAACUUGGAUACUCAGACCGCCAACUGGCCAAGUUCUGGGCCUCUAACGAACUGGCAGUGCGACGCACGCGUGUAGAUGCUGGCAUCGUGCCAUUCGUCAAGCAGAUCGAUACAGUGGCUGCAGAGUACCCUGCCGUCACUAACUAUUUGUACAUGACGUACAACGCCACCGAGAGUGACAUCAAUUUCAACGACCGAGGCUUCAUGGUACUAGGCUCUGGUGUAUAUCGCAUCGGUUCAUCGGUCGAAUUUGAUUGGUGUUCAGUGCGCGCUAUUCGCACUUUGCGUGAACAGGGAUUCAAGACUGUCAUGGUCAACUACAACCCCGAGACCGUAUCCACUGAUUACGAUGAGGCGGACCGCCUUUACUUUGAAGUCAUCAGUCUCGAAACAGUCUUGGAUAUCUACGCUAUGGAGAACGCAAGUGGUGUCAUCAUCUCCAUGGGUGGGCAAACUCCCAACAAUAUUGCCUUGCCUCUUCACCGAUUGAACGUCAAGAUCCUCGGCACAUCUCCUGAGAUGAUUGAUACUGCUGAGAAUAGAUGGAAGUUCUCAAGGCUUCUAGACCGUAUUAAUGUUGAUCAACCAGCUUGGAAGGAGCUCACCAGCAUCGAGGAGGCUACUGAGUUCUGCGAAAAAGUCUCCUACCCUGUGCUUGUGCGACCAUCCUACGUUCUCUCUGGAGCAGCCAUGAAUACUGUCUACUCCCGAGAUGAUCUUGCCAACUACCUCAAACAAGCUGCCGAUGUAUCCCGUGAACACCCCGUGGUGAUCACCAAGUACAUCGAGAACGCCAAAGAAAUUGAGAUGGAUGCGGUUGCCCGAAAUGGUGCCAUGAUCGGCCACUUUAUUUCUGAGCAUGUUGAGAACGCGGGUGUUCACUCUGGUGACGCAACUCUGAUUCACCCCCCACAAGAUCUGGACCCAGAGACAGUACGCCGCAUCGAAGACGCUACCAGGAAGAUCGGAAAUGCGCUCAAUGUCACCGGCCCGUACAAUAUCCAAUUCAUUGCAAAGGAUAAUGACAUCAAAGUCAUUGAAUGCAAUGUCCGCGCCUCACGAUCGUUCCCCUUCGUCUCCAAGGUCACUGGUGUCGAUCUUAUCGAAUUGGCUACUAAAGCGAUGGCUGGGCUUCCCCUCCAAGACUACCCACCCACCAACAUGCCGAAUGACUUUGUUGCCGUCAAGGUCCCUCAAUUCUCAUUCUCUCGACUCUCUGGUGCCGAUCCUGUGCUCGGUGUUGAGAUGGCAUCGACUGGAGAGGUGGCCUGCUUCGGUCGUACCAAAUACGAAGCUUACAUGAAGGGGCUUAUCGCCACUGGAUUCAAGUUGCCGGAAAAGAACGUGUUGCUGUCUAUUGGAUCCUUCAAAGACAAGCUAGAGAUGCUUCCCUCGAUCGAACGUCUGCACAAGAUGGGAUUCAACCUUUUCGCCACUGCUGGUACAGCCGAUUACAUCCAAGAGCACGGUUUUCCUGUCAAGUUCUUGGAAGUGUUGUCUAGCAGCGACCACGAUGCGCAGAAGCCAGAAUACUCCUUGACCCAGCACUUGUCGGACAAGAAGAUUCACCUUUACAUCAACUUGCCAUCCAGCAAUCGAUUCAGGCGACCUGCCAACUACGUCAGUAGGGGAUACAGAACCCGCCGCAUGGCGGUCGACUUCCAAAUCCCGCUUGUAUCUAAUGUCAAGAACGCGAAGCUGCUUAUUGAAGCCCUUUCCCGUCACUACGAUCUAGAGGUUAGCAAGGUUGAUUACCAAGAAUUCGACUCGGCACCGGGCUCUGAAGGAGCGUCCUUGAUGCGACAGCACGGAAUGAACAGCUCUCUCUCGCUCUCGCAGUUGCUGGCCAAGUCCCCUUUCAAGGGCAAGCACAUCACCUCUGUCAAGCAGUUUUCUCGCGCCGACCUUCACUUGCUGUUCACAAUCGCCCAAGAGAUGAGACUUGGUGCUCAACGCCAGGGCUGCCUUGACGUCCUCAAGGGCCGUGUGCUGUGCACCAUGUUCUUCGAGCCUUCUACUCGAACAUCUGCAUCCUUCGAUGCCGCAAUGAAGCGCUUAGGUGGUGAAGUGGUUGUGAUCAACGAAUCUGUUUCAUCUACCCAAAAGGGCGAGACUAUUGCCGACAGCGUGCGAACUCUUGGAUGCUACACCGACGCCAUCGUCCUCCGACACCCGAAGGAGGAUGCGAUCGACAUCGCAACCAAGUUCUCCGAUGUUCCCAUGAUCAACGCAGGAAAUGGCAGUCGUGAGCACCCUACCCAGGCUAUCUUGGAUAUCUUCACCAUUCGUGAAGAGCUGGGAACGGUCAACGGUUUGAACAUCACAUUCGUUGGUGACCUCAAGUACGGACGCACGGUGCACUCUCUUUGUGAACUCCUAUCCCAUUACGAUGUCACCAUCAACCUGGUAUCACCAGAGUCUCUUCCGAUGCCCAACACCGUCCGUGAGGGGCUCAAGUCACGAGGUCAGCUCAACAUUGUGUCGAACGAGUUGACUGACGACAUCGUCGCCCACUCGGACGUCCUAUACUGCACUCGUGUGCAGAAGGAACGCUUUGCGGACUUGGCAAGCUACGAACGUGUCAAAGACUCUUUCGUGGUCAAUAACCAAGUCUUGAAGAAGGCGAAGACGGCCAUGAUCGUGAUGCACCCGCUACCAAGGAACAAUGAGAUCCAUGAGGAGGUGGACUUUGAUCCUCGUGCGGCUUAUUUCAGACAGAUGAGGUACGGCUUGUACACGCGCAUGGCUUUGCUUGCCAUGGUCAUGGCCCAGUAG